Ambispora leptoticha is the source of this 720-nucleotide messenger RNA. The record is from the annotation of a GenBank genome assembly. NCBI's taxonomy places the organism in Eukaryota, Fungi, Glomeromycota, Glomeromycetes, Archaeosporales, Ambisporaceae.
AUGACCUCCACAGAGAAUGAGCCUGUUUCCGAUACGAAAACAACAAUUGGAACCAAAGUACUCAAAGCAGUCACUGGAGCAACACAAAACUUUAAACCUUUGUCGAAUAUUCAUGAGCACGUAUGCGGGUUUCACUUCUAUGCUCAUGACAUGACACGACAACUUGAAGUGCACCAUUACUGUUCACAUCUUAAUAACGAUGUUCGUCAAUGCGUACUCUAUGAUUCGAACGAAGCGAAUGCUCGAUUGAUUGGAGUAGAAUACAUCAUUUCCCCUAAAUUGUUUAUGGGCCUUCCUGAAGACGAGAAAAAGUACUGGCAUUCGCACGUCUAUGAAGUGAAAUCUGGCCUGUUGACCGCUCCAAUGGCUUCCGCGAUCCCGAAAAGUGCCGCGGAACAAGCCGAAAAUAAAAUUAUGGAAGAUUUAAUCGACACCUACGGAAAGACUUGGUUUUUCUGGCAAGUUGAUCGUGGUGACCCAUUACCAUACGGGCCACCUCAACUCGUGAUGGUGCCACUAGAUGAUAGUCAAGUCGACAUGAGCAAAGUUCUGGCACGCGACGAGAAAUUCAAAGUUUCUACUGCAGAUAAACGUAAAGUACGCGAAAAAAUCUUUCCAAAAUACAAGUUAGAUCCGGCUGCGGAUCAUUGGGCAACUCGAGCAGACGGGCAAGCGUACCAAACUGAUGUGGUGCUUGUUCCACAAAAGAAAAAGACUUGA